This is a messenger RNA of Oryzias latipes (Japanese medaka), 2023 nucleotides long. RefSeq names its product bile acid-CoA:amino acid N-acyltransferase. The record is from RefSeq and is a predicted model, not a curated record. Gene Ontology annotation, molecular function: fatty acyl-CoA hydrolase activity. Lineage: Eukaryota; Metazoa; Chordata; Actinopteri; Beloniformes; Adrianichthyidae. Gene Ontology annotation, biological process: fatty acid metabolic process; acyl-CoA metabolic process.
GCUUAGAAAUCUACUGCAUUGGUUUGCAGGAAAUCUGUACAGAAGGACCCUUUAUGGACCUAUCCAGUCUAAACUAGUUUGUGUGCUAACUAUUUACCCAAAGAAAGGGUCUAAGGUCAACUCUAAGGUAGGCUAUAAAUAAGUAGCAGUACGGAGGGACUUGCUUGCAGAGCAUGUGGUUUUUGUUUGAUCAAAUGAUUUCUCUUGCAUUCUUUUACCAGCAUGCAGUGCAGCACACUGCCUUAAUCUUGCUCAUUUAUGUUUAGAGAGGAGUCAAGAACGCCAAAAUGUUCAGAUCACAUGUGAGUGUGACAAUCGUUCGGCAGCUGGUAGAAAUUAGCACAAAGCACCGGCUCUUUGUGUUUGGGAAACUAAUAACUGGGAAGAGGAUUGUGGGUUCAAUGAGGUGGGAGAGCAGCAUCCGGCCUGCCCCUCUGUUGACAGCCACUCCUGUUCGCACUCUUGUAGACGAACAGACCUGCAUCAAGGCCAGCUUUUUGCCUUCAAAUCAUCAUGUCACAGUUUGUGCUCGAAUGCGCAGCGAUGAAGGAGACCUGUGGCAGUCAUUCGCUCAUUACAACAGCAAUUCCGGAGGCACGUUUGACUUGAACAGCGAUCUCUCCGUUGGAGGCUCCUAUUCUGGCUGUGAGCCAAUGGGACUCUUCUGGAGCAUGCAGCCAGCUCCUGGAGAAAGAGACGGUUUGAGAUUGAGAAAGAAAUGUGUGGAAAGUCCUUACACAGUGCACAUUUCCUUACUGGAGGGCCACGUGUCACCAAAUCAAGAGCCGGUGAAGGAGCUGGCAGCUGUGACGGCUGAGCGCUGGUACAUGGCCCCAGGGGUGAAGAGACAAGAAAUUCGUCAAAAUGGACUUGUAGGAACAUUAUUCAUCCCUCCUGGGCCAGGCCCGUUUCCUGCCAUGUUGGAUAUGUGGGGAAUGGGUGGAGGUCUUCCGGAGUAUCGCUCCUCCCUGUUUGCAUCCAGAGGUUAUGCUAGUUUUUGCCUCGCUUAUGUUGGUCACAAAGACUUACCAGGUCCACCAAACACUAUUAAUGUCGGAGAUUCCUAUUUCCAGGCAGCCUUCCAGUUUCUUCAGGACCAUUCUCACAUUGCUGCAGACAAAGUCGGAAUCGUUGGUCUUUCCUAUGGAUGUUAUUUGACGUUUCACACUGCUACGUUAGCUGGAGUUAAACCAGCCUGUUUGAUAGGUAUCAACGGUCCAGUGGGAAGUUCACGAGAGCUCCUUAGAGUCAAUGUGAUGACCAAAGAAUGUGAUAAGGACCAAACAUUUUGGAACUAUGAUGAUCAAGGCUAUGUCAUAUUUAAGCAGACUUCCCUUCCCUCUAAUCUUUAUCCUGAAAGCAUUGUGAAGCUGGAGGAGAUCACGUGUCCACUGAUGUACAUUGUGGGCGAAGACGAUUUGAGUGCGUCAAGCAAAGAGAAUGCGGAUCUGAUAGAGGAAACUCUGAGGGCUGCAGGGAAAUCUCAUCUGUUUACUCGACUGUCGUACCCCGGUGCUGGUCACCUGAUUGAGCCCCCGUACUCCCCAAUGUCAAGGGCAUCCUUCUGGGCGGUCAAACCUGAAAAACUGAUGACUCUGUGGGGAGGACAUCCUGCACCGCACGCCGCUGCCCAGGAAGAUGCCUGGAAGAAGAUGCUGGAAUUUAUGGAACUUAAUCUGAGACGUUGAAUCUCUGAGGUGGAGUCUCAAAACCUGAAACCUUUGGUCCUAAACAAAACAGUAACAUGUUAACAUCCUAUAAGUUUUUGCUCUGGAAGAUAAAGAAUAGGUGGAACAGGUUUGCUGCAGGAGCCAGAUUCCCCUCAAGAGGAGGCCUUUUGGUUUGCACAGAGUUGUAUUUUUGAUAUCCUGCCCUGUGCAGAUCGGAAGCUGCAGCUGGAUGGUUUUGGGUGUCACAUCAAGAUCUCUAUUCUUUAAAUGAAUGCAUCAUUCAUCUGUGUUGCAUGCACCUAGGCAUUUAUUUCAUUAAACAAACAUUCAUAACAAUAAAUAACUUUUUUUUA